This is a messenger RNA of Calidris pugnax (ruff), 1773 nucleotides long. RefSeq names its product neurofilament medium polypeptide-like. NCBI's taxonomy places the organism in Eukaryota, Metazoa, Chordata, Aves, Charadriiformes, Scolopacidae. The transcript is spliced from 2 exons. The record is from RefSeq and is a predicted model, not a curated record. Bases 1 to 1773 code for a protein of 590 amino acids.
AUGGGUCCAUCUGUGGUGGAGGCUCUGGGUAUGGAGGAGGAAGCUCAGGAGGAAAAGGCUCCAUCUCUGGAGGAGGAGGGAGCUCUGGCGGUGGUGGGUCAAUCUGUGGUGGAAGCUCUGGGUAUGGAGGAGGAAGCUCAGGAGGAAAAGGCUCCAUCUCUGGUGGAGGAGGAGGGAGCUCUGGCGGUGGUGGGUCAAUCUGUGGUGGAAGCUCUGGGUAUGGAGGAGGAAGCUCAGGAGGAAAAGGCUCCAUCUCUGGUGGAGGAGGAGGGAGCUCUGGCGGUGGUGGGUCAAUCUGUGGUGGAAGCUCUGGGUAUGGAGGAGGAAGCUCAGGAGGAAAAGGCUCCAUCUCUGGUGGAGGAGGAGGGAGCUCUGGCGGUGGUGGGUCAAUCUGUGGUGGAAGCUCUGGGUAUGGAGGAGGAAGCUCAGGAGGAAAAGGCUCCAUCUCUGGUGGAGGAGGAGGGAGCUCUGGCGGUGGUGGGUCAAUCUGUGGUGGAAGCUCUGGGUAUGGAGGAGGAAGCUCAGGAGGAAAAGGCUCCAUCUCUGGUGGAGGAGGAGGGAGCUCUGGCGGUGGUGGGUCAAUCUGUGGUGGAAGCUCUGGGUAUGGAGGAGGAAGCUCAGGAGGAAAAGGCUCCAUCUCUGGUGGAGGAGGAGGGAGCUCUGGCGGUGGUGGGUCAAUCUGUGGUGGAAGCUCUGGGUAUGGAGGAGGAAGCUCAGGAGGAAAAGGCUCCAUCUCUGGUGGAGGAGGAGGGAGCUCUGGCGGUGGUGGGUCAAUCUGUGGUGGAAGCUCUGGGUAUGGAGGAGGAAGCUCAGGAGGAAAAGGCUCCAUCUCUGGUGGAGGAGGAGGGAGCUCUGGCGGUGGUGGGUCAAUCUGUGGUGGAAGCUCUGGGUAUGGAGGAGGAAGCUCAGGAGGAAAAGGCUCCAUCUCUGGUGGAGGAGGAGGGAGCUCUGGCGGUGGUGGGUCAAUCUGUGGUGGAAGCUCUGGGUAUGGAGGAGGAAGCUCAGGAGGAAAAGGCUCCAUCUCUGGUGGAGGAGGAGGGAGCUCUGGCGGUGGUGGGUCAAUCUGUGGUGGAAGCUCUGGGUAUGGAGGAGGAAGCUCAGGAGGAAAAGGCUCCAUCUCUGGUGGAGGAGGAGGGAGCUCUGGCGGUGGUGGGUCAAUCUGUGGUGGAAGCUCUGGGUAUGGAGGAGGAAGCUCAGGAGGAAAAGGCUCCAUCUCUGGUGGAGGAGGAGGGAGCUCUGGCGGUGGUGGGUCAAUCUGUGGUGGAAGCUCUGGGUAUGGAGGAGGAAGCUCAGGAGGAAAAGGCUCCAUCUCUGGUGGAGGAGGAGGGAGCUCUGGCGGUGGUGGGUCAAUCUGUGGUGGAAGCUCUGGGUAUGGAGGAGGAAGCUCAGGAGGAAAAGGCUCCAUCUCUGGUGGAGGAGGAGGGAGCUCUGGCGGUGGUGGGUCAAUCUGUGGUGGAAGCUCUGGGUAUGGAGGAGGAAGCUCAGGAGGAAAAGGCUCCAUCUCUGGUGGAGGAGGAGGGAGCUCAGGCAGUGGACACUCCAUCUCUGGAGGUGGAGGAGGGAGCUAUGGCAGUGGCGGGUCCAUCUCUGGAGGUGGCCACAGCUAUGGAGGAGGAUCCAGCUAUGGCAGUGGUGGGUCCAUCUGUGGUGGAGGAGGCUCAGGGUAUGGAGGAGGAGAAAGCUCAGGCAGGAGAGGUUCCAUAUCUGGAGGUGGCCACAGUUAUGGAGGAGGCUCCAGCUCUGGCAGAUGCAGUCCCCACAGCGGUGGGAUGA